Molecule: messenger RNA, 669 nt
Organism: Closterium sp. Yama58-4
Lineage: Eukaryota; Viridiplantae; Streptophyta; Zygnematophyceae; Desmidiales; Closteriaceae
Source: the annotation of a GenBank genome assembly
AUGGUGGGCGACGCGGGGGAGGAGGAGCAGGCGGGCGACGAGGAGAUGGCGAUCAAGCUGGAGUGCGACGAGAGCGGCUGCGUGCUCGUCGUCGGUCGUAACGUGCCGAACCUGGAUGACGACUCGCAGGGGUACCUGCAAUGUAACCUCACAGGGUGUUUCUACGACAGCGCGGUGCCGGUGGCGGAGUUCCGCGUGCUGGAGGGCGCGGGGUGGCGCCUGGGCUACGAGACGGCGCCCGCCAGCGAGGAGGCCUUCUGCGCCAUGGUGGGAGCGGGUGGGUGGAGCGUGGCCUUGACGGCGUCGGAGUUCAACGACUUCUGCAAGCUCGUGCAGAUGCUGCGCAAGGGGCUGAUUACAAUGGACCAGGAUGGAGUGCUCAACCGAGAUGACAUCGUGAUGCAGGUGGAGCGUGGCAAUCUAUGGAUGGAGUGUGUGGUGGCGCGCCAAACAUUGCCUACACUGCAGCGGUUCCUCAAGAUGGGAGGGAGGCCUAGUGGAGCAGCCUUUGCCAUCCGCUUCAUUCUCUCAGGCACCGACUCCAAACGCCAGGCGGAGGGCUUCUGGCCAGCGGAGGCAGUGAUGGACAUGCUGGCCAAGAUGGACGAGCUCUCAUCGCCUGCACAGCCCAACUCCUCGAGCAAGCGAGCGGAAGCAGUCACCGCCUGA